GUAGGUCCCAUGACUUGAGUUGAGGUAAACACCGCCCCAGACUUCAGAGCACAUCCACACUCCUCCGUUCGGACUUGAAGCAGAAGUCAGCUGACCGCAGCUCAACACAGCCAUGUACUGUCUGGUCAAAUUUGCGCCGCUGUUUUUGGCGGUAGCCGUAUCCAAUGGGUGGCUCUUCGGCGACUUUGUAGGAAAACAGAAAGUGCUGGAUGAAAUCUCUCUCUGGCCGCUACCGCAGAAAUUUCAGUCGUCCGCCGUCGCUUUUAAACUCAGCCCCACCAGGUUUCAGAUCGUCCAAGCGAAACAGUCCUCCGCCGGACCGAGCUGCAGCAUACUCGAGAAUGCGUUUCGCAGAUAUUUUGAAUACAUAUUUGGUGACCUGAAGAAGCCCGAGAAGAGCCGAAAGAAAGUGUAUGAUUCAGAUCUCGUGGAGCUUCAGGUAUGGGUAACAUCAGCUGAUCCGGAGUGCGACGGUUUCCCGAGUCUGCAAACCGACGAGUCAUAUGAGCUGUCCGUUGAUGAACCCUCUGCUGUGCUGAAAGCUGCUAAUGUAUGGGGAGCUUUGCGAGGACUGGAAACAUUCAGCCAGCUGGUCUAUGAGGAUGACUAUGGAGUCAACAACAUCAAUAAGACAGACAUCUCAGAUUUCCCACGGUUUGCCCAUCGGGGGAUCCUCCUGGACUCGUAUCGCCACUUCCUGCCACUCAAAGUCAUUUUGGCCAAUUUGGAAGCUAUGGCGAUGAACAAGUUUAAUGUAUUUCACUGGCACAUUGUGGAUGAUCAUUCAUUUCCUUACAUGAGCCGUACCUUCCCCGAGUUAAGUCAGAAGCGAAAGGGAGCCUAUCACCCAUUCACGCAUGUGUACACUCCAUCCGACGUGAAGAUGGUCAUCGAGUUCGCUCGCAUGAGGGGGAUCCGUGUCAUCCCUGAGUUUGACACCCCAGGACACACAGAGUCAUGGGGUACUGGCAUAAAGGAUCUACUAACACCUUGUUACAGUGGCUCUAGUCCUUCAGGAACAUUUGGGACGGUGAACCCCAUCUUAAACUCCUCUUAUGACUUCAUGACACAGUUUUUUAAAGAGAUCAGCACAGUCUUCCCUGAUGCCUACAUACACCUGGGUGGAGACGAGGUUGACUUCAGUUGCUGGGAGUCCAAUCCUGAUAUUCAGAAGUUUAUGGUGCAGCAGGGCUUUGGCACAGACUACAGCAAACUGGAGUCUUUCUAUAUUCAAAGGUUACUUGAUAUUGUGGCUGCUACCAAGAAAGGCUACAUGGUGUGGCAGGAAGUGUUUGAUAAUGGAGUGAAGCUGAAGGAUGACACUGUGGUGGAGGUGUGGAUGGAGAACAAGAUGGAGGAGGAGCUUCAGAAUGUGACUGGGGCAGGAUUUACAACCAUUCUUUCUGCCCCUUGGUACCUGGACUACAUUAGCUAUGGACAGGACUGGCAACACUACUACAAAGUUGAGCCACUCAAUUUCCCUGGCACAGAUGCACAGAAGAAGCUGGUGAUAGGUGGAGAGGCUUGUCUUUGGGGAGAGUAUGUGGAUGCUACCAACCUCACUCCUCGACUCUGGCCAAGAGCCAGUGCUGUCGCUGAGAGGUUAUGGAGUGAUAAAAGCGUGACAGAUGUGGAUAAUGCCUAUAAUCGUCUGGUCCAGCAUCGCUGCCGCAUGGUCAAGAGAGGCAUACCUGCAGAACCUCUAUUUGUUGGCCACUGCCGUCAGGAGUACAAGGGUCUAUGAACUUCAACAUUCAGCUGACAGUAGACAAUUAAAGGGAAUAAAAGGACAACACUUUUUAAAAGAUAAAAUCAUGUUAUUGAUUCCAGUAACUGAUUUGCUGUUGUAUGCACUGAGCCAGAUACUGCCAGAACUUGAUAUUUUUGAUUACUGGUUUUUAUUAUUAAAUGGACAGUUCUGUACAUCUGGAUUUUCUCUGUAGGCUUAAAUUUGAUUAAAUUGUAAUUAAUGUUCUUGUGAAUAAAUUGUAUGGAAGGUCUGCCUUUUAAUUAUUUCCCAAGGCUAGGUAUGUUGUAAGGGUUUUAUAAAUGAAAUAAAUAUUUAAAUAAAACAUUUAUGAAUGCAUUGUUCUUAUAAAAUUAU
Messenger RNA from Sinocyclocheilus anshuiensis, 2104 nucleotides. RefSeq names its product beta-hexosaminidase subunit beta-like. Gene Ontology annotation, cellular component: lysosome; membrane. Lineage: Eukaryota; Metazoa; Chordata; Actinopteri; Cypriniformes; Cyprinidae. Gene Ontology annotation, molecular function: beta-N-acetylhexosaminidase activity. Gene Ontology annotation, biological process: ganglioside catabolic process; carbohydrate metabolic process; glycosaminoglycan metabolic process. The transcript is spliced from 15 exons. The record is from RefSeq and is a predicted model, not a curated record. The coding region runs from base 113 to 1744 and encodes 543 amino acids.